AUGGCCAUCCUCUCUUACAGUCAUCGACAUCUACCCGCUGAGGCAUCCACCCCAUCUCCAUACCCUCUCACAGUCAUUGGCAUCCAUUCGACUUGUUUGGAUAUAGGCGCCAAUUCGAGAUUCAUGAGUACAACAUCUCAAUGGGUACACUUUGACAAGGGCACACCAGCACUUGCCAAUGAGAUCAAGAAGGCACUUGAAGGGAACGAUGUUCUUGCUAAAAUUGAUGCCAUGAAAAACGCAAUUAUGCUUUUGCUGAAUGGUGGAACUCUAUCUCAGCUCUUCGUCACCAGGCUUCUGGAUACUUUUUAUCAGAUUCGAGCAGCUAGAGUUUGUUCCCGUGCUCUUUGGAUCAUAGGAGAGUAUUGCCUAUCUCUAUUAGAAGUUGAGAGUGGCAUUGCAACCAUAAAGCAAUGCCUUGGAGACCUACCCUUAUUUCGAUUUCAGAAGAAGCGAAGGUCACUGGCUCUACAAAGAAAUCCCACCAGGCAAACUCCAUUACUGUUUCAUCUAAAAGGCCAACUAUCCUUGCUGAUUGGGACGUAUGCAACUCAAAGUGCUGCCUCUGAAACCACUUUCUCCCCUUAA
Molecule: messenger RNA, 588 nt
Organism: Fraxinus pennsylvanica
Lineage: Eukaryota; Viridiplantae; Streptophyta; Magnoliopsida; Lamiales; Oleaceae
Source: the annotation of a GenBank genome assembly